This is a messenger RNA of Arabis nemorensis, 771 nucleotides long. The record is from the annotation of a GenBank genome assembly. NCBI's taxonomy places the organism in Eukaryota, Viridiplantae, Streptophyta, Magnoliopsida, Brassicales, Brassicaceae.
AUGGCGGAUUAUCAUUUCGUGUACAAGGACGUUGAAGGAACGUCGACACAAUGGGACGAUAUCCAGCGGAAAUUGGGGAAUCUCCCGGAGAAAGCUCCGGUAUUCAAACCGGAGGCUUAUACUCCGGCAAAAGACGAGUCUUCAGCUCCUAAGGAUCAGGCAUGGUUCGAUGAGAAGACAGAGGAGGAGCUUGAGGAUCUUGAGGACGACAAAGAUCUCGAGGAUAAUCGCUUCCUCGAAGAAUACAGGAAGAAGAGGUUAUCGGAGAUGAGAGAAGCUGCUAAAGUUAGAAGGUAUGGAACAGUGACUCCCAUCUCGGGAUCUGAUUUCGUGCGGGAGGUUACGCAAGCUUCUGCUGAAGAUUGGGUUGUUGUAUGCCUCUACAAAGAUGGUUUCGCACAGUGUGGCUUGCUAUUGGGUUGUCUAGACGAAUUGGCUAGCAGAUACCCGGCAACAAAGUUUGUUAAGAUAAUAUCCACUGAUUGUAUUCCGAACUACCCCGAUUGCAAUCUUCCUACCUUGCUGGUGUAUCACCAUGGCGCGGUCAAAGGAACCCACGUAGGCAUGAAGAGCUUUGGCCGUAGGUGCACCCCAGAGAGUGUAGCCUUAGUUCUGUGUCAGUCAGAGCCAGUUCUUAACGAUGGCAAAGGAGGAGACGAUGAAUCCUCGAGGGAAGCUGUGAUGGCUGGAGUUCGAAGACAGUUCAUAGAACGAGUGGUGAAAGACCACGAAGAUAAGGAUAACGAUGAUGAUGGUUACAAUAGCGACUAG